Molecule: messenger RNA, 1308 nt
Organism: Fonsecaea nubica
Lineage: Eukaryota; Fungi; Ascomycota; Eurotiomycetes; Chaetothyriales; Herpotrichiellaceae
Exons: 1
Coding region: 1-1308 (435 amino acids)
Molecular function (GO): oxidoreductase activity; FMN binding
Source: RefSeq, a predicted model, not a curated record
AUGGCCCCAGAGGCCGAGUCCAAACCCGACGCGUCUGCUCCUCGAGCGCCUCAGGCCGAGCCUCACGACCUGAACUGCCUCACGAUCUCUGAGCUGGAAGCCCUAGCAUACGAGCGCAUGGACAAGCAGACACGAGACUAUUACAAUGAAGGCGCCGACUGUGGGAGCACCCUGUCCGAGAACAUCUCGGCCUACGGAAAAUACCGCAUCCGUCCAAGGGUAUUGCGAGACAUCUCACAGAUCGAUACGACCGUGCAGGUAUUCGGACACAAAAGUAGCACGGCUUUCGGCGUCGCACCGACGGCCAUGCAACGGUUGGCACAUUCCGAUGGAGAAAUCGCGACGGCACGGGCAUGUCGCUCUCGUGGAGUUGUCAUGGGCCUCUCGUCCUUUUCGACCAGCACUCUCGAAGACGUCGCCCAAGCUUGCGGGGACAACCCCCACGUCCUUCAACUAUACCUGUUCGAAGAGCGCGAGCACUCCCUAAAGCUCAUAGACCGCGCCAAGAAGGCAGGGUACAAGGCCGUGCUAUUGACAGUCGACACGCCGAUGCUUGGCCGCCGCAAUCUCGAAAUAAGGAACCAAUUCAAACUGCCCGCCCACCUAUCCAUCGCCAAUUUCGCGGAACAGGACGACGACACCGACACAGCGGUGGGCAAGGAGCACAGUCGGACCACAACCGCCACGGACGAGAAGAAAACCCCGUCGUCUCGCCGGCCGAAAAUGCCACGCCAACGCCGCCCAAGCACGGCAGGCUACCACGACGGCCAACGUCGCGUCCCGCCCAGCGGCCCCAUCACGUUCCACACGCACGCGGCAAAUCCGACGCUGUCGUGGGACGAGUCCAUCCCGUGGCUGAAGGACGUAUGUGGUCCGGAGAUGGAAGUCUGGGUCAAAGGGAUCGCGACGGCCGAGGAUGCCGAGCUUGCCGUGCGCCACGGAUGCGACGGGAUCGUCAUCUCCAACCACGGCGGCCGACAACUCAACGGCGCGCUCGCGACCCUCGACGCCCUCCCGGAAGUCGUGGCCGCCGUCAAGCAGCGCGUCCCCGUCCACGUCGACGGCGGCAUCCGACACGGCACCGACAUCUUCAAGGCGCUCGCCCUAGGCGCCAACUUCUGCUGGGUCGGCCGGCCGAUCCUCUGGGGAUUGGCGUACAAGGGACAGGAAGGCGUCGACCUGUGUUUGAGAUUGCUGAGCGACGAGUUCCGCCUGUGCAUGGGCUUGGCCGGCGUCACUAGGGUCGCGGACAUUACGAGAGACUACCUCUGCAAAAUCGACCGGGAUGGGUUUGCGAGUCGACUGUGA